Rhizoctonia solani is the source of this 4509-nucleotide messenger RNA. RefSeq names its product ABC transporter. Gene Ontology annotation, biological process: transmembrane transport. Bases 1 to 4509 code for a protein of 1502 amino acids. Gene Ontology annotation, cellular component: fungal-type vacuole; fungal-type vacuole membrane. The record is from RefSeq and is a predicted model, not a curated record. Gene Ontology annotation, molecular function: ABC-type peptide transporter activity; ATP binding; ATP hydrolysis activity. Lineage: Eukaryota; Fungi; Basidiomycota; Agaricomycetes; Cantharellales; Ceratobasidiaceae. The transcript has 51 exons.
AUGUCCGUCUCAUACUCUCUAGUAGCAUCUGCGGUCGCAGAUGUUUGCGCUCUUUCGAGUGUUAUUAUAUUCCUUUUUUCAAGACCCAGACGAUUCGAGUUACCGACAGCUGAGGCUGGGGAACACGGUGAAAUAAUCCAAGGCGAAGAUCAUAAAGACCCCUUUGAUAUCGCGACUCGUGAGGAUACGAUAGAUGGCUAUCCGCUUCACGAGGAAAAGUUCUGGUCCCAGGGGCCGAGCUCACCAGAGACCUGGAUGGAAUGGCUCGUAUUAUUCUUCCUCCUUGCCGUGGUCAUCAUUUCAUCAACAACAAAUCGGGCCCCACCCGUAUAUUUUCCUCCUGAACGAGUCUACCUCUCGAAAUCCCUGGGUUCACUUGCACCUGAGACCAGGAACAACGUUGUGGGGGAAGUACAAGCAUCCGUUGCUUCUGUUCUUCUUUUCAGCUAUGUCACACCUAUUGUUAUGCUGGGGUAUCACGCGACAUCCAUGGAAAUCCGUGACUUGCCGAUCCUGACGGGCAACAUGCGAGCUCCUCAUAUCUAUUCGACCAUGCGUUCAAUAAUGAGACGAAUCAAGUUGGCACGGAGAUGGAAAGGGAAGCCUGGGUCCGGUUAUGAGCUAUUGUACCAGCUAGUUUAUGCCAACCGAGGGAUGUUCUUGCUGCAAAUAUUCUUGUCCGCAACAUCUGCUGCAUUGUACUACGCUCCCGCUUGGUUCUUGCGGGAACUUGUUAAGUUUUUGGAGGUUACGAGAAGCACCGAUAAAUCGCAAGACAUCGAUCGUGCCUGGGGUUGGAUGUAUUGUGGUGGUUUGCUAUUGUCUGGGAUGCUGGUUUACCUAAUCACUGGACAGCUUUGGUCGAUAUCCACGACUACUCUACAGCUCCGUUUGAAGAUCCAACUUAACACGACGCUAUUUGCCAAGACCCUCAUCAGGAAAGACAUUGCAUCUGCUGGCUCUGCGUCCUCAAACGCUCCUUCUCGACCUUCUACUCCUGGUGGAGACGUUGGUAAUAGUAAUGAAUCUAAAGAAGAUCCGGUCGAGGACGACUUCUCCAGCAAGGCCCAAGUGCAUACACUCAUGACGACCGAUGUUGACCGCGUAUCAGAAUUUAGUUGGCAUUUCUUCUCUCUUGUUGAUGCACCCAUCGAGAUCAUCAUCGGUACCUUUUUCCUGUAUAAUCUACUGGGUGUAUCAUGCUUUUUCGGACUUGCUGUAACUUGCUUUUUCCUUCCUAUGAAUCACUUUGCCUCGAAGGUUGUGAUUGAUGCCCAAGAUAACCUGAUGAAAGCCCGGGACGAACGCGUUGCGCUUAUGAACGAGGUACUUGGUGCCAUGCGAAUGCUCAAGUUCAUGGCUUGGGAGCGAAGUUUUGAGGACCGAGUUUUGAAGAUUCGUGAGAGGGAGCUGAUGCAUCAAAAGCGAAAUUAUCUUAUUGAGACUCUAUUCAAUGCCAUUUGGAACAGUACACCAGUCAUCCGAAAGGAGGUCUUGACUCCAUCAAUCGCUUUCACAUCGUUGACUGUGUUCAAUGAGAUGCGCUUUGCUCUCAACACCUUACCUGAGACGUUCAUCAAUAUUCUUCAAAGUCUUGUUAGUCUUCGUCGUAUUGAGAAAUACCUAUCGGCAACCGAAAUUGCCGAUGUACGGUCCAUUCAAGACACUGAGCUGGAGGACUCGGUUAAGCUUGUAUCCGCUACCAUCUCCUGGCCACAAACGCGGUUUGGUGGGGCUAGCUCUGCUCCAUCUGUCGCGCCUACCCCUAAGGCCCGUUUUACGAUUUCUGACAUUUCAUUGGAAUUCCCUGAUGGAGAGUUGAGCCUUAUAUGCGGUAAACUUGGGUCUGGAAAGACGCUUUUGCUGUUAGCAUUAUUGGGAGAAGCGGACAUCCUAGCUGGCCAAUUGAUUGCUCCCAGAUCCCCUCCAGACGCCUUAGCUAAACUAAGCCAAGAGGGAAACCUUGAUAACUCAAAUUGGGUUGUCCGAGGCAUUUGUGCAUAUGUUCCUCAAACGGCCUGGCUUCAGAAUGAUUCGAUCAAGAACAAUAUCAUUUUUGGGCUCCCGUUCAACGCUGAACGGUAUCGACAAACCAUUGAGGCUUGUGCAUUGGUCACGGAUUUCGAAAUUAUAGAGGAUGGUGACGAAGCAGAAAUUGGUGAGAGGGGAGUUAAUCUUUCCGGAGGACAGAAGGCCAGAGUUUCGUUGGCACGAGCGGUGUAUUCACGAGCGUCUAUCCUGCUUCUCGACGAUGUCUUAAGUGCGGUUGAUGCCCACACAGCUUCACAUUUGUUUGAGAAGUGCUUGCGCGGCCCAUUGAUGAAUGGACGGACGGUUAUUUUGGUCUCUCACCACGUACAGCUUGUUGCACCUGGUGCCAGUUAUGUGGUUGCUUUAGACAAUGGUCGUGUUCUUUUCGCCGGCCCACAGCCCGAGUUCAUUGGCUCCCAGGUCAUGCAACGAAUCAGUCAUUCUACAGAUAUUGAUGAAAAGGAAGCUCCAGUCGAAGAAACCAUUGAAGAAGUUGCAGAAGCCGCAGGUCAUUCGGCUGAGCCUUCAGGACAAAGCAUUGGUGGAGAAUCAGAUGCGGCCACGUUAGUCAAGAGCGUGAGCGUUUAUCAGGAUAACUCUGUACUUGAUGGUAGCGCUACUGCCAAGAAAAGUGCACCGCGCAAGCUUAUCGAAGAUGAGGCUAGGGCUGUCGGACGUGUUAGAUGGGAGAUUUGGCAAUCCUACUUCAAGGCUUGUGGUUCUUUCAUUUACUGGGCUGUAUUCUCCGUGGUGAUCCUAGGGGGCUCUUUGACCCCAGUACUCGAAAAUGGGUAUUGGUCGGGCCAUUCUGAGGAUAAAGAUGGGAAAAGCCCUUUGUGGUACUUGACGGUGUAUGCGCUCGUCACUGUUUUUGGUAUUUUUGUUCAAACCCUUAGGUGGUUUGUGCUAUACGAUGGGUCAAUCAGAGCCUCGACUGUUCUGGCAAGCCUCCUGGAAGCGGUGCUCUUUGCUAACAUUAGGUUCCAUGAUACUAUUAGCAAGGGCAGGCUCCUGAACCGCUUUGGCAAAGAUUUUGAAGGUGUUGAUUCAAGUGUUGCUGAUAAUCUUGGUCGAACAAUCAUGUAUGCUUUGAGCGUCUUGGUGACAUUCGUUACCGUGACAUACGUUGGUGGCAUCCGAUUCUUUGCCCUCGCAUGUAUCACAGGCGUUCUCUAUUAUAAUGUAUCCAAGGUCUAUGGCCAAACAAGUCGUGAUAUGAGGCGACUGGACUCUGUCACACGAUCGCCUCUCUAUUCCAUUUAUGGGGAAACCAUCGCUGGAGUAACAGUGAUUCGGGCCUUCGGUGCAAGCUCGAUGUUCCUUCGAGAGAUGCUGAGAUGCGUCGAUACUAAUGCCUGCCCAUAUUACGGAAUGUGGAGUGUGAAUCGCUGGCUUUCAGUACGAUUCAACAUGCUCUCUGCCACCAUUGUUGCGAUUACGGGAGCUGUUAUGUUGGUCGACAAUAACGUAGAUGCCUCCUUCGCUGGGUUUGCCCUCGCUUUUGCAUCGACUAUAACCGGAGAUUUACUGUUCAUGGUUCGCCGAUUCGUUGGACUGGAGCAGAGUAUGGUCGCGCUCGAACGUAUCAAUGAGUUUUCGACAAUAGCACAAGAGGCGCCUGAGUUUAUCGAGCCUAGACCGAGCGCAUCGUGGCCGGAGAGAGGAGAUAUCUCUGUCGAGAAUUUGACCAUUCGUUAUGCUCCGAAUUUGCCCAACGUUUUACACAACCUUGCAUUCGAUAUCAAAGCGCGAUCGAAGAUAGGUGUGUUGGGCCGCACGGGUAGUGGGAAGUCGACCCUGGCAUUGAGCUUCUUCCGCUUCGUUGAGGCUACGGAAGGCCGCAUUGUCAUUGAUGGGAUUGACAUAUCUAAACUGGGGCUUACCGACCUUCGGUCGCGUUUGACGAUCAUUCCACAAGACCCUACAAUUCUCAGUGGCACUCUCCGGACCACGCUUGAUGUAUUCGACGAGUAUGAGGAUCACGAAAUAUUUGAGGCCUUGCGACGCGUGCACCUAUUGCCAUCGGAUGAUGAGCCCGAGGUUAAUCUGGGUGAGAACGCAAACGUGUUCCGUGAUCUUGAUUCGCCUGUCAGUGAGGGCGGAGAAAACUUUUCUGCAGGGGAAAAACAACUCUUAUGCAUGGCUCGUGCUAUUCUGAAGCGCGCCAAGGUCUUGUUUUGUGAUGAGGCAACUGCUAGUGUGGACUACGUUACUGACGAGCUAAUUUCUCAAACCAUCCGCAAAGAGUUUGCAGAGAGUACCAUUGUUACGAUUGCACAUCGACUCCGAACUAUCAUUGACUAUGAUAAGGUGCUAGUAAUGGACCAAGGUCAUAUUGCUGAGUAUGAUGAACCCAGCGCACUGCUCGCAAACUCGUCGUCCAAGUUCUACGCACUCUGCAAAGCCACCGGUCCGAAAGAAUUUGCGGUCCUCAAGCACAUGGCUGAAGAAGCUACUCGUGCAAGACAGGCACUAUGA